UUGGAUGUAUUUGUUGAGGAGGAGUUAAUUGAUGAUGCACUUGGUACCGCAACCCAGCAAGCAGUGUCUGGAGAUUUGCGUGUCAGAAUUGGAAGGCUUGAGGUUGUUGCUGAGCACAUAAAAAAAAAGUUUGAUACUUUAGCAUCACACUGCACAACAUCUAUGUCUAUGAUUGAGAAAAGACUUGGUGAGAUUGGACAUAUGUCCCAAUUUGUUGAUAAAUCGGUGAAAGCGAAGGAGGUGCCACAUGACAUGGGGGGAAAUAACGAGGAAGAUGAAAUUGAUCUCACGAAUGUUGAAUUGGAUGAUCCACAAGCCACAGAGGGACACCACCCAGAUGAAAUGGCAGAUGUGGUGUUCCCACGAUUAACCCAUAUCAAUGCUGAUGUGGAGCGCGCCAUCUACAAUUACAUAUAUGACAAAAACUUGUCAUUUGAGUAUGUGUUGGUGUACCCUAUAUUUGACGCUAUAACUUAUGCUUAA
Molecule: messenger RNA, 483 nt
Organism: Ilex paraguariensis (yerba mate)
Lineage: Eukaryota; Viridiplantae; Streptophyta; Magnoliopsida; Aquifoliales; Aquifoliaceae
Source: the annotation of a GenBank genome assembly